UUUUAAAAGGUUUUUACCCACAAGAGUGCGGGUAACUCUCCUCGUAAAAUCUAAAUGUAACGCCGCGUAUGAUUGCAAUUUUCAUAAUUCCAGGUGUUACUUGUAAGCAAAUGUACUUUGUUCCAAGCUUGAACGGGUCCGAACCUCCUUCUUCUCCCUCCAUCGCUCUCUCUAUCUCAGAAAUUAUUCUAUCCAAGAGAUGCUUCGGUGGGCCCAUUUAACCGCAGGGAUUCUCUCUGUUGUUGUCCUCUCUUCUCUCCUUGUAGUCUUCCUCCGUCGCUGGUGCUUUCUCCGCCAACCAGAGAUCACCACAUCCCUUAACGCGGCCAGCCCUAUUGGGAGAGAUAGCUUCCAGGCUAGAAUCUCAAAGCUCCACCAUACGAGCCUCAUCCACCAGCUAGAUACCUCCGACAUCAAGCGCAGAGGAAGUAUCAACAACUAUUCCCUCUCCCGAAGCGCCAAAACCGGAGGACUCCCGUCAAAGCCUGGUCUAUUCAUCUGGACGGAGCAUCUGGCUUUGGUGAACGAAGCGGUCGAGAAUGGCUGGACAAGGUUUGGAUUCUUCGUUCAUGCACCGGCUCCUUCUGUGAUCGGGGCCUCACUGGGAUCAGUUCUUCCAGGGAUUUCCACGACCGCAGGAGGCAAAGAUCCCGGUGUAGUAAUCACAUGGGAAGUGUCAAACGGCUCCGUGGGAUUCACACAAACGAUCAAGUUUAAUCAAGCGUGCAAAGAUACGGUCAACAACAAAAGAAACCCUUUGAUGGUUCUCCGGGCAGCUUUACCACUUCCCGGACCACAACUUGUAAGUUCUGCUUUCCCACAAGAGGCUUACUUUGAAAUCAAAAUCCUGGAAAUCCUCCAACACGGCUGCGGAUUCAGUGAGGGUGGUAACAACGUAGGUUGGGACCUCGCAUCAAUGGAAAGUGAAAAGACCAAGUUGUUCAAGAGCCAAGGAUUAAAACUUGUCGAAACAAAAGAAUGCGAUGGGGAAAACGAAGAAGCCAUUUUGUCCCUAGGACUAGCGACGGGUGGUUCCUUUAGAACCGGCGAGACACAACUACCAGGAAAGUUCUUGGCUUCUAUUGGGUUCCAAUCCGACGGUGCUGUCUAUCUUGAUGGAAUGAAGCUGGUUUGUGAAUCGGAGAAACAUGAGUGGGCAAAAGAAAACAAAGUGGUUGGUUGUGGUUACGAUCCGAGUAAGAAGAAGGUUUACUUCACAGUCAACUCACACUUAGUUCACGUCAUUAACUGUAAAGCAGAAGAGUUCGGGACACCUCUCUACCCUACUCUUGCUUCCAAAACAGAGGCCACAGUACUUGUCAACUUGGGGCAAUCUCCAUUUUAUUACGGCCCGGCAAACGGGCAGCGCACACCCAAUCCAUGUGCUGGUACUACAGCUGGGCUCGGCGAUAGCAAAGAUUUGUUUUCCAUUGGAAGAAUAGAGACUCCAUAUUUAAGCAAUUUUUCAAUUACUAGAGGAAAUAGUGACGAGAUUACAAGUGGAAGGACGACCGUGGGAAAUAGUCAUAGAUGUAAGCUUGACUAUGACGAAGAAUCUGAUGCUGAUCUUUUUGAAAUUGCGCUUGAACGUUCUGUAAAACCAAACCCAUCAUAGUUAUAGAAUUGUACUUAUGAUCCACUCAUACAUUGUAUGCAUUGUACAAAUAUAGCUAGUGACUACAAGCUUGUCCAACAUGCAAGUAGUCAUUGACUAUCAACAAUACCAGAAGAAAACAUGACGUUAUCUGUA
This is a messenger RNA of Camelina sativa (false flax), 1750 nucleotides long. RefSeq lists its product as uncharacterized. The record is from RefSeq and is a predicted model, not a curated record. NCBI's taxonomy places the organism in Eukaryota, Viridiplantae, Streptophyta, Magnoliopsida, Brassicales, Brassicaceae. Gene Ontology annotation, molecular function: protein binding.